UAAAGAGUGAAACAUUCCUGAUUCUGAUUCCUACUGCGAAGUGACUUUGAACUGCAGAGGGCAGCAUUUCACCUCUCAGCGUACAGCAUGUCAGACAUAUUUUUAUUAUUAGAUGAAGGAGAAGACACCCGCUGACAUAAGAGCAGCCAUGUCCAAAGGAUUAGCCGUUGGUAUCGAUCUUGGAACCACCUACUCCUGUGUUGGAGUGUUCCAGCAUGGCAAAGUUGAAAUCAUUGCCAACGACCAGGGCAACAGGACCACACCCAGCUACGUGGCCUUCACGGACACAGAGAGGCUGAUUGGGGAUGCGGCCAAGAAUCAGGUUGCCAUGAACCCCACCAACACAGUCUUUGAUGCCAAGCGUUUGAUUGGCAGACGAUUCGAGGAUCCGGUGGUUCAGUCCGACAUGAAGCACUGGCCAUUCAACGUCGUCAGUGAUAGCGGACGGCCCAAAGUGGAGGUUGAAUACAAAGGUGAAACCAAAACCUUCUACCCAGAGGAGGUCUCUUCCAUGGUGCUGACGAAGAUGAAGGAGAUCGCUGAAGCCUACCUUGGGAAGGCCGUGUCAAAUGCCGUUAUUACAGUACCUGCAUACUUUAAUGACUCUCAGCGUCAAGCGACCAAAGACGCUGGAACAAUCUCGGGUCUGAAUGUCUUGAGAAUCAUUAAUGAGCCCACUGCAGCUGCUAUUGCUUAUGGUUUGGACAAGAAGGUUGGCGCAGAGAGGAACGUCCUCAUCUUUGAUCUUGGUGGUGGAACCUUCGAUGUGUCCAUCCUGACCAUCGAGGAUGGCAUCUUUGAGGUCAAAUCCACUGCUGGAGAUACUCAUCUUGGGGGUGAAGACUUUGACAACCGUAUGGUGAACCACUUCAUCGCAGAGUUCAAGCGCAAGUACAAGAAGGACAUCAGCGACAACAAGAGAGCUGUCCGUCGCCUGCGCACAGCUUGUGAAAGGGCAAAGCGCACACUGUCUUCCAGCACCCAGGCCAGCAUUGAAAUCGACUCCCUGUAUGAGGGAGUUGACUUCUACACCUCCAUCACCAGGGCUCGCUUUGAGGAGCUCAACGCAGACCUCUUCCGUGGCACCUUGGACCCUGUAGAGAAGUCCCUCCGUGACGCUAAGAUGGAUAAGGCGCAGAUUCAUGACAUUGUGCUGGUCGGUGGCUCCACUCGUAUCCCCAAGAUCCAGAAGCUUCUCCAGGACUUCUUCAAUGGAAAGGAACUCAACAAGAGCAUCAAUCCAGAUGAAGCUGUGGCCUAUGGAGCUGCUGUCCAGGCUGCCAUCUUGUGCGGUGACAAGUCUGAGAAUGUGCAGGACCUGCUGCUUCUGGAUGUCACCCCUCUGUCCCUGGGCAUUGAGACCGCUGGAGGUGUCAUGACUAUCCUGAUCAAACGUAACACAACCAUUCCCACAAAGCAGACCCAGACCUUCACCACCUACUCUGACAACCAGCCUGGUGUACUCAUCCAGGUGUAUGAGGGUGAGCGUGCAAUGACUAAAGACAACAACUUGCUGGGUAAGUUUGAGCUGACCGGAAUCCCUCCUGCUCCCCGUGGUGUUCCUCAGAUUGAGGUGACAUUCGAUAUCGAUGCCAACGGCAUCAUGAAUGUUUCUGCUGCUGACAAGAGCACUGGAAAGGAGAACAAGAUCACCAUCACUAAUGACAAAGGUCGCCUCAGCAAGGAUGACAUCGAACGCAUGGUCCAGGAAGCGGAGCAAUACAAGGCAGAGGACGACCUCCAGCGUGACAAGGUGUCCGCGAAGAACGGCCUGGAGUCGUACGCCUUCAACAUGAAGUCCACGGUGGAGGACGAGAAACUGGCUGGCAAGAUCAGCGACGACGACAAGCAGACGAUCACAAACAAGUGCAAUGAGGUCAUCAGCUGGCUUGAUAAGAACCAGACCGCAGAGAAGGAGGAAUAUGAACAUCAACAACAGGAGUUGGAGAAGGUGUGCAACCCCAUCAUCACCAAGCUGUACCAGAGUACUGGAGGAAUGCCUGGUGGGAUGCCUGGUGGGAUGCCUGGUGGGAUGCCUGGUGGCAUGCCAGGCGUCUUCCCCGGAGGAGGAGGAGGUGCUUCUACCGGCGCAGGAUCCACUGGUCCAACCAUUGAGGAAGUCGAUUAA
Messenger RNA from Solea solea (common sole), 2128 nucleotides. RefSeq names its product heat shock cognate 71 kDa protein-like. Gene Ontology annotation, cellular component: cytoplasm; cytosol; plasma membrane. The transcript is spliced from 9 exons. The record is from RefSeq and is a predicted model, not a curated record. Lineage: Eukaryota; Metazoa; Chordata; Actinopteri; Pleuronectiformes; Soleidae. Gene Ontology annotation, biological process: cellular response to unfolded protein; vesicle-mediated transport; protein refolding. Gene Ontology annotation, molecular function: ATP-dependent protein folding chaperone; ATP binding; misfolded protein binding. Bases 113 to 2128 code for a protein of 671 amino acids.